GGGAGAUCACUGUGUACACUUGUGACAAGGGUUUUUCCUGAAUGGUUAUUUUUAGAAACUGUUAAUUGGGAUCAUACCAGCAAAUAUUUAUUAAUUUUGGGUGCUAUAUUCUCAUAGAAAGUGGAAGGCCAGGUGAGGUACUUUUAGGAACAAGUUUCAACUACAUAUACAUGACAACCUGACAUGAUGGAUAAGUUUGGUAAAUCAGAAGACAAAUAUAUUUCUGGCUCUAGUUCAGGUAGUGAAGAGUCUGAGCAGUCUUGGGAAGAUAACACAGAGAAGCACUCUUUAGCAGAUGGCAGAAAUCCUGAGCUUGAAUUUUUACUAGGUCAUACUGAGCCGAAACAGAUUGAAAGUCCACACAGCAGGAGACAAGAUGUGGUGGACACCUCUAAUUCUGUUCUUGAGUCUUUAUUGGGCGUAUCUGAACCACAGUACACUGACAGAUAUGCCAGUGACAAGCAUCAUGAAGCUAGCCAGGUUACUAUAGAGACAAAGAAUAGUAAUGUUGUCAACCCUUUGUCUGAAAUGCAAAGUACAAAAAACAUUAAUGUUGAAACCCAAAGUGCUAAAUUCCCAUAUGUUGAGAGCUCACAUGCUCCAGCCAGACAAUCUGUGUAUAAAAGUGACAAAAACGUUUAUUCAAGGACUUCACAGUACUGUUCUUACCCAGUCAUUGACAUGACAAAAGCCCAUCAAAUAGGGCGUACAAGGUUUUACAAAAUACGAGUACAGUCCUCCUCGCUGAUAAAUGAUUUGAAAUUUGAGGUGAGCCAAAUGUUCAAUGUAAGCAUUAGUAAGGUACAUAUUAUAGAAGAAGAGGGACAAAAAGAGGAAGUUUUGCUCAAAAUAAUAAUAGUAAUUCUUCCUGACAAUGUAGGAGAAGAGUAUUGUCCCUUGUUGGUGGAAGUAUUCGAGCUUACAGACCAAUUCCAUCCAGAGAUUUUGUGCAUUAGAUUGCCAGUCAGACAGACCAUAAAAGACAUAAAGAAACUCCUUGCUGAAGAGUUACGUUGGAAAGGUCUGGUCCUUUGUCAAAAUGGCAAUGUUUUGGAAGAUAACUUGCAGUUAAGGUCAUGUAAUUUUAAACUUCUUGCAAGAAUUCAAGCUUUGAAACAAAGUUAUCAUAGAAUUGAUUUUGUUUAUCAACCAAGGUCUGAUGUUUCUUGUUCGUACUCGCUAGAUCUUGAUAUGAAUAGUUCUUUAGAACAAGUGAAAAGGCAGUUUGCAGCACAAUUUCAUGAUGAAAUUCAAAAACUAAAAGGUACCGAAGAAUCAACAUUUCACUUAUGUUUUCAAGGUCGUUUACUUAAAGAUGAAGAAUGUGUGGGUCUUGUGCUGCGAAAAAAUAUCAAAGAGGAGAAAAUUACGCUACAUUUUGGUGCACAGGUUUCAAUAAGCAUUGAUCUGAAGUUUAGAGUGAGACGGAAAACUAAGCACAAGUUACUGAUUGUCUCUAAAAAGAUAUCCACCACUUCCCUCAGGACAGAGGUGUCAAAACAUCUUGGUGUUGAUCCAAAGGCAGUGAAGCUCACUUUUGAUGACAAGCUUCUGGAUGAGCAUGAUGAUUUGAGCAGGGUCUAUAAAGAGCACUGGCAGAAUGGUUGCAGGAUUGCUGCUGGAAUAAAGAAACACAAGACUUUGAGAAUAAAGCAUCCGAUUGAAUGUGGUGAGGAACCAUUCGAAAUGUACAUGCUCGACCCUGUGUCAGCUCUGAAAAGAAAGAUUGCAGAGCAAUGGGGCUUGAAGCUACUUCAGAUUUCACUUUUCUGUAGAGGCAUAAUGAUGGAAUAUGACCAGCCUCUUCAGUAUUACCCGAUUAAAAAUAAUAUGGAAAUUUCCCUACAGUUAUUUCAGCACAGAAUCAUUUUAAAAGUAGUCAUUUUAUCAGGUAAAAAGAGGAUUAGCCUCAUUAUAGACAAUAGCGAAACAACUACAGGAGACGAUUUGUUACGAUUCUGUGCGCACCACUUCCAAUAUGCUCGGGAACGUUCAAGGGGGAUUUUCAAGGAUCACUGCAUAGAUCGGACGUGCUCACUUGCAGAUCAGGGUGUGAAGUCUGGAGAUACUGUGAUAAUAAGCUACUUCGACCAGCCCAAUUUGUUACAAGGGAACCUUAUCAACAUCUUCAUGGUACAUGAAAAUGGACAUAUGGUAAAACGUUUAGGUGCGGUCAACUCUGGACUUCUACUUCACGCACCCAAAACAGCUGAAGCACCUCAGACUGAGGACACUUGUCUGGAUAAUGGACCUAUACCGGCGGGAAUUAGCAUUUGUGAUACCAAAGAAGCUGCUGUUUCCAGUUUGCCCCGUCAGAUGCUGAAGUCCAAUUUGAAAAAUGUAAAUGCUAAGGAGAACAGUCAAAGUUCAACAAAAGACAUUAUGAAAAAUAAAUCAAAGUUUUUAAACCGAGCAUGGAGAGUAAUUCAGCAGAAAUAUUCAAAACCACAUGAACAACUCAACAUAGUUGCGCAAGUCCCUAAAGAGUCCCAUGAAUCAACACCAACUUUCUAUCUUGGAGGAGAACCUGAAGAAUUAGAUUUAGAUGAGGAAACAGGCAGAAAGACUGUUGUGGCUUGCAAAAAUAUGCCUGGGGAAGUUGGUAGAGAAAAUUCAAAUACUGAAGUAAAAUCACUAGCAACUGAUGAACAAAAUCCAAGAGCAGAGACGCCAAUAAACAUUGAAGUGUCUGAGAGAAGAGACCAAUCUCAGAGGUAUGAAGGAUGUGUGAGAGGUGAAAUAGAAUCAGAUGGUCCAAUUUGUGAAGAUAACGAGAUUUGUCAAAAAGUUAAAUGCAUUGAAAACUGUUGUAAAAAAAUUUGUGAAAUUCAGAGGGAAAAAGUGUUGAAUGAAUUUCCAACAGACAAUAUCACUACAUCUACUCCAUCUGAGUUUGAUCCAAAUUGCAAUACAAGAUUGACAUCAAAACCUUCUGAAACUAUGUUUAAGAACUCCACAAAGAAAGCAUCAUUUGAUCUGCCCAAUGAUUUAAGCGGAUGUGACACAGAAACAUCAGGGUGUGAAAGUUCUCACAAUAAAAAUAUUACGUUGAACAUUGCUCCACAUAGAUGGCAAAGAGCAGAGGACACUGACAGUUCCGACAUUGAUCAUGUGACUAGUAGCCAUGGUGAAGACUGUCAGUGUAGAAAGUGUUUAUUGAGUGGGAGAUUUACAAGAUGUCCCUUCCUAAGACAGCAAAUGAACUCGCGAGGUAACAUACGAAGGAAACCGAGACAUCAUACUUUGUCGGAAAGUUCAGUGGCCUGUUACGAUUUGUUGCCAAGAUAUCAAGCUAGUGGCCACAUGCAUCUGAGCAGAACAUUUCCAUCAAUGAGAGAUAGAUUUCCUGAACCAAAUUCUGAUAUUGAAACUUCAGGUAUAACUAUUCCACUUCUAAGCUAUGUGGCAAAGUGUCUGGGUAAAAAGUGGAGACAGCUUCUGCGUUCACUCAAAGUUGGUGAAACAGAAAUGGACGAGAUUGAGCACCGUUACAAAGAUCAUGGUUUAGUGGAGGUUGGAAUUGAAGCUCUAAUCACAUGGAAACGAGGUAUGGGGUCCGACGCUUCGAAAGACCGUCUUCUGAAAGCUCUGGCUGAUAUAGGGUUGAAGUCUGUGGCAGAAAAUUGUGAAAAUGUUGGGUAUCAAACCGCAUAGCGUAUAUCAAAAGAAAUUGAGAUUAUUUGUAUAUUAUAUAUACAUAUAUUUAUAUAAACAUAAAAAUAAGAGAAAAAAUAAGGGAAUGAUUUGUGAAAAAUAACUGUAUUUUAUUUUUCCAAAUUAUUCACCUGAAAAAAUAAAAACACUGAUAAGCAAAUGCAGAUGUAAUUGUAAAAUUCACAGUUAAAAAUCUGGUUAU
Molecule: messenger RNA, 3856 nt
Organism: Ruditapes philippinarum (Manila clam)
Lineage: Eukaryota; Metazoa; Mollusca; Bivalvia; Venerida; Veneridae
Exons: 6
Coding region: 184-3654 (1156 amino acids)
Biological process (GO): signal transduction
Molecular function (GO): protein binding
Source: RefSeq, a predicted model, not a curated record